AUGUUUCAGCGCACAGUAUUCAGACAGGCCCUUGCUGCUCGGUCUGCCAUGACCGCAGCCUCCUCCUCCACUUCCACAGCGCCGCUCGCUCUCCGACGGACGGCGCGUUUGCAGUCACAACUCCCCACGGCGUUGAGGCCAUUUUCUCCUCAGCCCACCCGUCGAUUCUACUCCACCGAGAACAACGGAGAGAAGAAGGAGGCUACACAGGAGGGUGAAUCUGAGGUCAAGACCGAGGAGGACCCCGUCCGCAAGGAACUCGAGGAGAAGAAGAAAGAAGUCACCGAGCUGAAGGACAAAUACCUCCGCUCUGUCGCCGAUUUCCGUAACCUGCAAGAACGCACUAAGCGCGAUAUGGAUGGUGCCCGCAACUUUGCGAUUCAGCGUUUCGCCAAGGACUUGCUCGAGAGCAUUGACAACUUCGAUCGCGCGCUCCUGGCUGUGCCCGCCGAGAAGCUCAAGGCUGAACGCACCGAUGCCAACAAAGACUUGCUCGAUCUGGUUGAUGGUCUCAAGAUGACCGAGAAGACUUUGAUGAACACACUGCAGAAGCACGGUCUGGAGCGCUUCGAUCCCAGCGAACAGGUCGAGGGCAAGGCCCAGAAGUUUGAUCCCAACAUGCACGAGGCCACCUUCAUGGCCCCCUCGCCAAACCAUGAAGACGGUGAUGUUAUGUAUACCCAGAGCAAGGGUUUCCUGCUCAAUGGACGUGUCGUUCGUGCUGCCAAGGUUGGCGUGGUCAAGAACGCCUAA
Penicillium diatomitis is the source of this 753-nucleotide messenger RNA. It is a transcript of the gene grpE, whose product is annotated as mitochondrial nucleotide exchange factor MGE1. Bases 1 to 753 code for a protein of 250 amino acids. Gene Ontology annotation, cellular component: PAM complex, Tim23 associated import motor. NCBI's taxonomy places the organism in Eukaryota, Fungi, Ascomycota, Eurotiomycetes, Eurotiales, Aspergillaceae. The record is from RefSeq and is a predicted model, not a curated record. Gene Ontology annotation, molecular function: adenyl-nucleotide exchange factor activity; protein-folding chaperone binding; protein homodimerization activity. The transcript has 3 exons. Gene Ontology annotation, biological process: protein folding; protein import into mitochondrial matrix.